Messenger RNA from Xyrichtys novacula (pearly razorfish), 6749 nucleotides. Lineage: Eukaryota; Metazoa; Chordata; Actinopteri; Labriformes; Labridae. The record is from the annotation of a GenBank genome assembly.
UGGGAAGAACCAGGGGUGCUCCGGGAGAGAGGACAUGGAAACUGCUGUUGGGGAGUGGGUAUCUGAGGGACUUGCCUCCAUGCAGCCUCCAUGACCCUGCCUCAGAUAUGCAGGAAAUAAGGAUGGAUGGGUGGAUGUGUAGGGGAAUUCUGAAGAUGUGCAUCAUGUCUAUUAUUGAAAGUCUAAAAACGCAGGACAUGAAAAUCCGCAGAGCUCUCUAUGGUGUGUGUAUAUAGAAAAACGGUUCCUGUAGGCUCAUUUGCAAACAUUCAUACAUCAACCUGACGUCAGUGUGUAUCUGAGGAUAUGAGAGGAAACUAUUUUCUCCUCCUGUAACUUCUGGGAAAGUCAGCAGAGGAGAAAAACACCAGAGCGCUCACAGUUUGAUGAGGUAUGUGGCUCUUUUUCCUAAAAGAAAGAAGAGAUAUGAGAUAUGUAUCUGACCGCUGGACUGACUCAGUGAGGAAACCGUUUGACAGCCUGCUGCUAGAUCGAGUCUGCUGCUGAAGGUAAAAACAAAAAAAAAUGUGUAAUCAUCUUUAAAUAUGUGUCAUGUCACUGUUGAAAGUCGCCUUAUAACCCCAGUGCUUUAGAAACACAGAUCCGUCUGCUAGAAGUCUGGAAAUCUGAAACUACUCAGUCCUUUAGUCGGGCGUACCCGCGUGGAGGCUCGUUGAAGAUGCGGGAGCGCGCACAGCUAAAUCUGAUAAAAACAAACAAAUGCUGAAGUUUUGGAGGCUGGGUGGAAAGCAAAAACCUAGCAUAAAAGUCCACCAUUUUAGUUUAGAGGACUAAUAAAGUCAUCAUAGUAGUUCUGGGGUAAGUUGAGCCAGUGGUUCAACGUAAAAAGUAAAGGAGUCUGAUGAGAGGACCAGAGUUUCAGUUCAGAUUGUUGAAAUGUUUUUACUUUUUCUUUUCAAAAAUUCAGCUGUGAAUGUUCUGAAUCACUUAAAAUCAUUCUCAUGUGAAAAGCUGCCCUCUGGAUGCCCUUCCAAUAAGUAUAAUGUAUCAAAGUGCCACACGACUUUUUAACCUAGAAAAUGUCCCCCUGGAUGUCUUUUGAAAAGGACCACUUUUAAGGGUAUUAAAUUAAAAAAAGUGCCCCCUCAAUAUUCUGCCAUUUAUUAUAUCUAAGAAAGUGCCCUAUGACCUCUUUACUAAGAAUUAAAUGUGAAAAAGUGCCUCUAAAUGCCCUUCUAGCAGUAAAGAAACCCCCCAAAGUCUACCUGGAUGUCUCUCCAGUGAUAAGAUUGGAACUUUUAAGUUCAUGUAGCGAUUUGAAUUUAUUAUUAAUGUCUGAAGAUUAAUAAUCUCAAAUUAUGACAUUUAUGCACUUGUUGAAAAGGGCACCACCCACCCUUAAUGGUGGGAAAAUGAAGAAAAAUUAACGUUUAAUUGAGAAAUCAAACAUACAUAGUCAAUUAAUUUAACUCUUAAAAGUUCAUGAAACAGUCUGAAAAGCUGUUGGUCUAAAGAAACUAAAGAAUAAGGAUUUAUAUCCUGUGUCCAGGGACCAGAUAAGAAAACUUUCCUGCAAGGAAUGUGUGAGUCUCACACUCAGGGUUGUCUUGAUUGCUACAUUCAUGAAAUAUGUCUACAUGCAUAGAAAAAACCUAAGUUUUUUGAUGGGUAAAAAAUGAAAGCUAAUCUAUGAUCAAAUAUUUAAUGUUGAUCUAAACAGCUCAAGAAAAUCUGGCUUUGGUGGAUUGGCAGUUGUGACAAGGAGCACAAAUUAAGAUUUUACCUAAGGCAGGUGACAUCAAAAACAUGUUUACGAGGUAAAGAAGGUCUGAGCUGAUGUCAGGGUCAAAUGCAAAAAGGACACCUUACACUGGUUCAGUAAGAAUAAGAUAAACAACAGGUGUAAUCUCAGCAGGAAUGAUUUUGAUUUUACUUCUUUUUUGCAGACAGUGUCCUCCCAUAGCUGUAAAGACCACACCCUCGGCUCAGUGAAACUGGAAAUCUGAUGUGUUUAAGAUGAGGGAGAAACUUGCAUCAGCUGCAGCAGUGCUGGUAAAACACUCUGACACGGGCUUUGAGCACAUUAGCAGCAGUUUGGAACCAUCAUCAAACUUCUCUUUUUCCAUAUUUCUCUCAGUAAAUGCUGGAGCUCCUCCUGCCAAAUUGAGAUGAUGAGUUGUAAUUCUCUCCCUCCUUGUUUUUGAGUCUCAGCAGAGACCAAUACCUUUCUCUUUGUCGUCACAGAUGCUCCUGCUGGUUUCCCUCUGUGGUCAGACUCUCUCGUGUGACCCAAAUGCAUAUUUGGCAAAUGGUGUAUGCUGCCUCAAGUGUCCACCAGGUGAGUCCACCUCAAUGUUUAACAGAAAAGUGAAUUUAGGGCUAAAUUAGCAGAAAAAAGGUUGAAGUUAUGGAAACCGAAAGACUUGCAGCAAGUGCAGAAUGAAAUUCAGUCUCAUUAUAGAUGUUCAUUAAAGAUCCAGGAAUAUAUUUGAGCUUAUGCAAAGAAAUCUGAAUUCUACAAAAAGGAAUGCCACAUAAUAGUGUACAAGCAAGAAGGUCAAGGAAAAUGUAUUAGUUAUAAAACCCAAGAAGAAAUAGGCCAUCACUCAGCUCCUAAUACUGUUCACAAUACUGUCUCUAAACAGAAUUUUUUUUUCACCCUUUAUUUCUUGUUUUUUACAAUUGAAAAUGUAACACUGUACAUACAAAAAUGUGAGAACAAUAUUUGUUGUUCACAUCCUGCUGAAAUUAUUAUAAGGAUGUUGCAAAUCCAGUCUAAUCUUUUCUAGUUUGAGGAGUUGUCGUGUAUCUCUUACCCAAUGUUUGCAAGAAGGCGGGGCAGCCUGUUUCCAAUUAAGUAAAAUUAUUUUUCUUGCUAAGAGGGUGACAAAAGCAAUGCAAUUAGAUUGUUCUCUAGGAAGAUGAUCUUUGAAAUAUCUUGGAUAGGGAAUCAAAUAUAGACCAAUAACCUGAGAGCCUCGGACAAAACCAGAAUGUAUGAGCUAAUGCUGCAAGUGAAAAAUUGCUUCUAUUAUCCAGCAUUAUCCAUUGCUGGAUACAUCUUUGCUAUUCUGGCUUUGGGCAAAUCCAGUCUGUGUGCUACUUUAAAUUGAAGAAGGUUAUGUCAGGCACACAUUGAUGAGGAGUGUAUUUUUGAAAUAUGUCUGCCUGAUUUGUAAUUUGUAAACUUAGAUCAGCCUGCCAUGCUUCUUUCACUUUGUUAAUGAAACAACCUUUUUUCAUGAGCAUGUGCAAAACUUCCCGAUUAAAAAUGAUAAAUUAUUAUAAAUCAAAGCAGGUUCUGGAUUUAAAAGUCUGCCCACCAUUGUAAAAAUCCCUCUGGGGUUAUUUUGGUUUUCUCAAGUAGUCUCUGAGAAGCAGUAGUGUUAUAAGUGGACUUCUUCUGACCAAACUUGAAUUUUCCAGGCUUUCCAGCCUACAGAUAUCCCCCUCCCCUGAUUAGAAGCAACUAUUACUUCACAUUUCCUGCCAGCCGUCAGAGGAAACUUCUGGAACAUUCACUUCAGAAAUAAUGUGCAUAUUUCAAGGAAAUAAGCUGAGAUAUAUUUUGAACAUGGACAUUUUACAUUAUUGUCUUAGAGCAGAUGUAACUAUUCAAUUGGCCUGAACACAGUCAUGAGUAAUUUGUAAGAUCUCUGGCUAACUUUAGCCUGAGAAGAAAGCAAGCAUUAUUGGCUGGUUACUGCAGCUCUUACGUAAGCAUAUCCCACCUCUUUGUCCUCAUUUAGCUCCUCACAGUCCCUGAAAAAAAUGCAGCUAGUGUAAUAUGAGACUGUACUGCAAAUGUCUAACUCCUACUCCAGACAUCUAGGUUUUUUUAACAUUACAAAUCUUUUUACCCAUUUGUUUGGUCUUCUAGAACAACUUUUUACCAGAUUUGCUGUUCCUCAAAAACAACUUUUUACCGGUUUAGUUAUCCGGUAAAAGUUAUUACGUGAUAAAAACUUUCACCACACACAACUCAGGGCCUCACCCAGAUUUAAACCUACAGUAAGCUAUAGAGACACAGUGACUCCCACAGUCAGUGCAGAGAAUUACAGUUUGACCAUUGUACAGGAAGAAAACUUGCAUGGCUUUUUGUUAUGUUUGUGCUGAAGUACACUGACAUAUAAAUCAAAAGUACAAAUAUAUGUACUUCUUGUUUUUGUUUUGAGCAGGACAUCGAGUUUUAUCAGACUGUGACUUAGUCACAAGACGGCGCUGUGUGCCCUGCCUUAACGGAGCCUUUAUGGACCAGCUGAAUGGCUUUUCAAGGUGCAACCUCUGCAAGAGCUGUGACCCAGGUACAUUUCUAUAAAAAAAGUAUAUAUAUAUAAAAUAGAAGCUUUUCUGAAAGACUUAAUCAAGUAAGAUCAGAAUAAGCCUGUCAUAGUUUAAGAAAGACCUCAACCACCUUGAAACACCUCAGUGAGUUAGUCUUAGUCACUGUAACCACAAAUGACCCACCAGAGAAUCAGCAUCAUUUCCCAAAUGAUAAAAUGUCAUUUGGCAGAUGUCUCAUUAACCUAUUUCUAGCCUUUCUGUGUGUCCACAGCCUCUGGUCUCAGAGUGAAAUCAUUUUGUACAAGAGUAUCCAACACAUUCUGUGAGCCAUUGAAGACGUUUGUCUGUACGAAGGCUGUAGGGGACGACUGUGUAACAGCAGAGAGGCGUGGACCCUGCAGACCAGGACAAUACAUCAAACAGAAAGGUUGGUUUUUAAUGCACAAGUGUCACAUUUAUUAGGCCCUGAUCUGUCAGUAAAAGACGGUUCCUCUUGCAUUAUUAUCAACUUAAGUUCAAUGCCACAACCAUCAGGUGGACUGUCACAUUAAAACAUAUUUAAACUGGUUAAAAUAUUAGCCAUUGAAACAUCAUUUCACAUUUACUGGAAAUGUUUGAAUGUAUAUAGUCUGUGUUUGUGUGCAGCAACAGGCUUUGACUGCUCUCCCUGCCCUGCUGGAACAUUUUCAGACGGGUCGUUUUCAGCCUGUCGUCUACAUACACGGUAAGGGAAGUUUCACAUCAGACUUGGACACAUCUGGAUUUACUUUAUGUUCAAGUUCUGCUAUAGCUGUCAAAUUUAUCUGGUGCUUUUUUGAUUCUGCAUGCUUGAAAUGAUCUAGUAUCCUUCAUUGUCAUUGGUUUUGUAAAAGAACUUUUAAAAAUGGCUCCAAAGCACCCCCUCCAGUUUUCAAUUUUGAAACAUCCAGCCCCACCUUACAUGUGUGAUUUUCGCUGGGUGUAUUUAUCCUCUUGCACCCAGACUCGGAACCAAACAGGAUGUCCAUCAUUUUGAUUUGAACUCUUGGUCUCCCAGUUUUCAGGGUGCAUACUUUGACAAACUUGUUCUAAAGCUAUCGUACAAUCAAGAAUGCUUGAAAAGAGUCAGUUCUUCUCAUACUAUCUAAAUAUCUCUGUCAUUGCAGAUGUAUACGAUUAAAUUUACCGCUGCUGAGGCGAGGAACUAAUUCAUCUGAUGCCUUUUGUGGAGAUCCACCACAAAAACGAAGAGACUGGACUCAUGCACUCAUCUGGGGAGUUGUUAGCAUUGUUGUGGCUCUUAUAUCUGCAGUGUCAGGUUAUCUGAUUUACAGGAACAGAGGAUUUGGUUCCUAUGGUGAGUCUGCUGCAGGUAAGAUUUUACAGUCAGACAUUACAAAUGUUCACGUAUUUAACAUAUUAUAUUAACCAGCUUCCUUACAGCUUUGGUAGAAAGUUGACUCUGAUUGGUCAGAAGCACUAAGCGAUGGUUUUAAGCUGAGGAAAAGCAAUAUGGUGAAUAGAGGUACAUUACAUUUAACGAAUGGUGUAUGAUUAAAUCUGUUCGUGCUGAUAUAUUAUAAAAAUAAAUUGAUUAUAAAUCUAUAAAAUCCCCUUUAGAUCAGCCCUUAGCGUGAGCUUUUUUGUAUAUUUAUUCGGUAGUUGAGUAAUAAGCAGGGUAAUGUAUUGUGGUCCAGUGGAUAAGAUCCCUCUGUUUUAUGUCACAUUACCUGCCGACUAUAAAUUAUUCCUCACACGGUGUUUGUGACAUGAUAAAGUUGUUAAUUCAGGUUGUUUUUUUUUCUCUUAGGAAACACUCUUGAGCUGGUAUGCUUUUUAUUCUCAUUAUCAUUUAUCUAGUAGACAGUGUGUGCAUUUGUUAGUGACUAUAGUCUCAUAACAACUUCUCCUUCUCUUUCUCUCAUAGCAAAGACAAAACUGAUGUGUUUUCAGAUGAAACAGGUGUAGCAGGUGAGAGAGCUGAGCUUUUUUUUUCAAUGACCCCUGACUGACUGACUGAGAUCGACUCUGUGACGUCUUAAUCAAUAUCAGCCUGUUUUGACUAAACCUCUGGUCUCCUCAGAAUGAAGCAGUCCAGUCAUGAUCAGCCUGCAUCAGACAUCACAUGAAGUACAAAGUAUUUUUUGCUCAUUUUUUAUGAGAAAAUUAAAUGCACAGACUUUCCACAUUGCUCAUCGAUGUGCUUGGUAACUGUAACAAACACUGUUUGUGACUGCAACCUUAUUUGCAUCAGUGCAAAGAUUACCUUCAUUAUAAAAACCUCUGCAGGCUUCCCAGAACCUGUGCUGACUGUAAUAUUAUGUGCUACCUGUACAUAAGCACUCUGUAUGAAUGUUUUCAAAGUUACAAAACCAUCCUUUUCAUAUCUGUUAUGUUACUGGGUGCAUUUCCAUGGACACAACUUUUUAUUUCCUGUUUGGUUGUUUCUCAACAAGUUUCUUGCAUCAGAUUUUAAAAAGAGGGCUUUUAUCAUUUGUAUCAAACGAUAAAUUUGCACAUUUAUA